This is a messenger RNA of Arvicanthis niloticus (Nile rat), 7813 nucleotides long. It is a transcript of the gene Ap1g1, whose product is annotated as adaptor related protein complex 1 subunit gamma 1. Gene Ontology annotation, cellular component: AP-1 adaptor complex; membrane coat; Golgi apparatus. The record is from RefSeq and is a predicted model, not a curated record. Lineage: Eukaryota; Metazoa; Chordata; Mammalia; Rodentia; Muridae. Gene Ontology annotation, biological process: intracellular protein transport; vesicle-mediated transport.
AGGUUGUACAUACGACAGUGCCUUAUAAUCAAUGUAACACCAAUAUUUAAUAAAUUUGGUCAGACCCUUGACGUCCUUUCUUUCCAGCCACUUGGCAUGCCCCAGAAAUUCAAGGUCAAAAUUGUACGGCCAGACUUACCCAGUUCAACGUCUGUCAAGCAUUUUGAAACCCUUGCAUGAAAAAAACGAAUGCCUACGGGAAAAGGCGCAACUUCCUGUUUAUGACACUCAAGUCUGAAACUCAGGAUUUGUGCUUAGUUCCUGGUCUUUGGUAUUCAGUCUAGUCGUUUGUUUUAUUCACAUCCUGGAUGACUUUGUUGCCAAUCUAUCGGAAAGAUUUUAUUCUAGGUAGGUCACCUUUCUGUUAAAUGGGCCAAGAUAUCAAGGAUCUCUAGGUUCACAUGGAAAAGACUUGCCACAAGUUAGUAAUUAUUUAUCACACCAGGAACUGUCUAGUUAGACUUUCUUUGCUUCAGGUCAUUAGUUCAUUCAAUCAUAGAUUGAAAACCUAUUCUGGAAGAGUUUUAGCUGUCAUUUGUCCAGAUUCUUUUUUCCCACAGGAGGGAAUCGUUGGAGAGACUGACUGCAGCACAAGGGGCGGUGCUGUGCUUGGAAUCCAUUCUUAGGUUUUAUCUUCUACUUGCUUUUGCAAAAAAAUGUAUGAAGAUACCAUAAAACCACAGACUCCAAAGCCACUCGGAGCAUGCUUCGAAAGUUGACCAGAAAGCUAAGGACUCAAAGGCGACAGGAGCCACUUAGAAAUCCUCUCCGACUAAACACUGGCUAAGUCUUUGGUUUGCACCUGCCUCUCCUGUCUGACUUCCUCAGCUACCUUGCUGAGCUCCGCCCCCUCAGGUGACCCCACCGUUUCCUGGCUGCACAGCUUCCCCAACCCCUGCCACUAAGCGGAACCAAAAUGCGUUGACUCUGGGGUAGGACCGGACCUUUCUAGCUCAGACUCCUCGCAGCGGUGACUCGGCAGCCGCGUCUAGCGUCAUCAGUGACAGCCCCGACCCUUGCUACGCUUUGCGUCGCUCUGCCAGGCGCAGUCGCCUCCUCCUCGGCAAAUAGUCCUCGGCAGGGUCCGAGUUCUCGGGUCAUCCGAGGUGGAAAACAGCACAGGUUGCAAUUGGAGGGACGCGGAGUGGACGAGGAGAGGGAGCCGAGGAGCGGCGUCUUCUCGAGAAGCGCGAGAAGUGAGUUAGAAACUCCCUCCUCGCCUGGGAUCCCUCCGCCUGCAGUUGCGGUGGUGAGGCCGAGGGAGCCGCCAUUUUGGAUGUUCGGUUCCUGCUGCCACUGCUGCCGCCGCCCCCGAAGCUGCUGGUUUCAUUCGAGGUUUCGGGCCGAGGAUGCCAGCCCCCAUCAGAUUGCGGGAGCUGAUCCGGACCAUCCGGACAGCCCGAACCCAAGCUGAGGAACGAGAAAUGAUUCAGAAAGAAUGUGCUGCAAUCCGGUCAUCAUUUAGAGAAGAAGACAAUACAUACCGGUGUCGGAAUGUGGCAAAGUUACUAUAUAUGCACAUGCUGGGCUACCCUGCUCACUUUGGACAGUUGGAGUGCCUCAAGCUAAUCGCCUCACAAAAAUUCACAGACAAACGCAUUGGCUAUUUAGGAGCAAUGCUGUUACUAGAUGAAAGACAAGAUGUGCAUCUUCUCAUGACCAAUUGUAUCAAGAAUGAUCUUAAUCAUAGCACGCAGUUUGUGCAGGGGCUAGCACUUUGUACCCUCGGCUGCAUGGGCUCCUCAGAGAUGUGCAGAGAUCUCGCAGGAGAGGUAGAAAAGCUUCUGAAAACCUCCAACUCUUACUUAAGAAAAAAGGCAGCACUGUGUGCUGUUCACGUCAUCAGGAAGGUUCCUGAACUUAUGGAGAUGUUUUUACCAGCAACAAAAAAUUUAUUGAAUGAGAAGAACCAUGGUGUCCUUCACACGUCUGUAGUCCUCCUCACAGAGAUGUGUGAACGGAGCCCAGACAUGCUCGCACAUUUCAGAAAGCUUGUGCCCCAAUUAGUUCGUAUUCUAAAGAACCUCAUCAUGUCCGGAUAUUCCCCAGAACAUGAUGUUUCUGGUAUCAGUGACCCCUUUUUGCAGGUACGAAUUUUGCGGUUAUUAAGAAUUUUAGGACGGAAUGAUGAUGAUUCAAGCGAAGCUAUGAAUGAUAUAUUAGCACAGGUUGCCACUAAUACAGAGACUAGUAAAAAUGUAGGAAAUGCUAUUCUAUAUGAAACGGUUUUGACUAUCAUGGACAUUAAAUCAGAGAGUGGAUUGCGAGUUCUAGCCAUAAAUAUUCUUGGUCGAUUCUUAUUGAAUAAUGACAAAAAUAUUAGAUAUGUUGCUCUGACAUCUCUGUUGAAGACUGUGCAGACAGAUCAUAAUGCUGUACAGAGGCACAGAAGUACCAUUGUGGACUGUCUAAAAGAUCUGGAUGUUUCCAUAAAAAGACGUGCAAUGGAAUUGAGUUUUGCCCUGGUGAAUGGGAAUAAUAUCCGAGGCAUGAUGAAGGAAUUACUUUAUUUUCUGGAUUCUUGUGAGCCAGAAUUUAAAGCCGAUUGUGCAUCUGGAAUCUUCCUUGCUGCAGAAAAGUACGCACCUUCCAAACGGUGGCAUAUAGAUACAAUUAUGCGUGUCUUGACAACGGCAGGAAGUUAUGUUCGUGAUGAUGCAGUUCCCAACUUGAUUCAGUUAAUAACCAACAGUGUGGAGAUGCAUGCUUACACCGUCCAGCGCCUGUACAAGGCAAUUCUCAGUGAUUAUUCUCAACAACCCUUGGUACAAGUGGCUGCGUGGUGUAUAGGUGAAUAUGGAGAUCUUCUUGUGUCUGGCCAGUGUGAAGAGGAAGAGCCUAUUCAGGUGACAGAAGAUGAAGUGCUGGAUAUUUUAGAAAGUGUCCUGAUCUCUAAUAUGUCCACCUCUGUGACAAGAGGUUAUGCUCUCACUGCCAUUAUGAAGCUGUCUACUCGAUUCACCUGUACUGUAAACCGGAUUAAGAAAGUGGUUUCCAUCUAUGGGAGCAGCAUCGAUGUGGAGCUCCAGCAGAGGGCAGUAGAGUACAACGCACUUUUUAAGAAGUAUGACCACAUGAGGUCUGCCCUACUUGAGAGAAUGCCUGUCAUGGAAAAGGUGACCACAAAUGGCCCUUCUGAGAUUGUGCAGACAAAUGGAGAGACAGAACCAGCUCCACUAGAGACUAAACCACCACCCUCUGGGCCACAACCCACCAGCCAGGCCAAUGAUCUGUUGGAUUUGUUGGGAGGAAAUGACAUAACACCUGUUAUUCCAACUGCACCAACAAGCAAACCAGCAUCUGCUGGUGGAGAACUUCUUGACUUGCUGGGAGACAUCACCCUAACAGGUGCUCCAGCUGCUGCUCCUACCCCUGCCUCAGUGCCACAGAUAUCCCAGCCCUCCUUCUUGUUGGAUGGGCUUUCGUCACAGCCUCUCUUCAAUGACAUCGCUCCAGGCAUCCCCUCCAUCACAGCGUACAGUAAGAACGGCUUGAAGAUAGAAUUCACCUUUGAACGGUCAAACACCAACCCCAGUGUAACAGUGAUAACGAUACAGGCCUCUAACAGCACAGAGCUAGACAUGACGGACUUUGUUUUCCAGGCUGCAGUACCAAAGACAUUCCAGCUGCAGCUCCUGUCUCCUAGCAGCAGCGUCGUCCCAGCAUUUAAUACAGGGACCAUCACACAAGUCAUUAAAGUUCUGAACCCACAGAAGCAACAGCUGCGAAUGCGGAUCAAGCUCACAUAUAAUCACAAGGGCUCAGCAAUGCAGGAUCUAGCAGAAGUGAACAAUUUCCCCCCUCAGUCCUGGCAAUGAGGGUGCAGCACCAUUCUCAUUCUUACCCCACUCAAUCAAAGGAAUUCUGGGAAGGAGGUUGUGAUUGCUGGCAAGUCCCCCCAACUGUACCAUGGGCACGAGGAGCUGAGAGAACUGUUGAGGAGGGUUUUCCUCAAGUUACUGCUGACCUUGAAGCAUCAGUAAAGACUAAUGUCCUCUCCUCUGCUGUUGAGGUUGGCUGCUUCUCGAGGCUACUUUGCACUCUUCCUCCUCUUCUCCCUUUUCUGCACUUCACCCCUCCCACAUUUGCAGCCAGAAUCAACAUUCUCUGGGCCACUGAGGCAACCAGCAGCUGGCCUGGAGGAGAGGACUGGAAUUCACGGCAAGAAAACACUCACUCUGUCUCUGCAGCAAAGAGUGGCCCCUACUUUCUACUGUUGUAUCUCUGUGGACUGGGCAAGGUGGGGUGUUAUUCCUCACUAGCUGGCUACCAUCGUAAGGCGCUUUUUACGUCAGGCAUUUGGAAUGGAAUUGUAACAAUGGACAUAAGGGAGCCCUGCCCUUUUCUGCUGGUUCUCCCAAUGUUUGAAAGAGGCUCCUGGAGCCUUUUCUGUGCAUUGCUGUAUACACACAGACACACAUGUAUGUAUGUUUGUUAUAUUAAAGAAGCCGGUUAGACCUUGAGAGGUUGUUUGUAAACACUGGACAGAUACAGUUCAGAGAGCUUUUGUGGAGAUGUGGCAUGAAGGAUAUGGUGCUCUAUUUGUAAUAGAAACUUCCAAGGCUCUUCCAGCUCCCCUUCCUCUCCAUUCUUUAGCUGUAGUCAUGAGUUCUCUCUCCAUGAUUUUCAAGAUCAAUUCCCAUUAAAUUGCAAAGUGGACACUUUCUAAAAGACACGUGAAUAGUUAUUAAUGAUCCUGUUCCCCCCACAGUGUCUCUCCCAAGCCUGUCACUUGCCUGUUUGAGCUGUGGUAAAUGGAUCAAAAGAGGAGAUCAGUCUUAAGGAGCAGAUCCUGUCACAGACCACCAUGGCCCAUAGAAGAGCAGUGCUAAACUCAAUCUGGAGCGCACUGGAGUCGGCUUGUCCAUUGCUCCAAUCCUCCCUUUUCAUUUCCUGAGCCUGGCUUGGGCCUUGCCAUUCCGUUUGAAUUCCUUCUUCUAACUGGAACAUUUGUGUUGUAUCUGUAACACUGGCACUGAAAUAAAGACCACACGGUUAAAGAAAUCGUUCCUACAUUGUACUUUAUGGUGUUGAAAUGAAGCCUUGUAGCUUCCUUGCCCCUUGUGUGAGAGCAAGUCUGGUCACCAUAGGGUAGGAAUAUCCUUUCCUGAGUAGGAGAAAUUGGUCUCUUAAGAAACCAAUCUCAUGAACAUUUGCAUUAAAGGUUUGAGCUUUUUAAACAGUAAGAGUGCCGAGUGUUUUUUAGAAAAGACCCUGAUGUUACCAAAUCUUUGUGUUGACUUGGAACACAAAGGAAGGAGGUGAAGGUGAUUGUCUGUGGUCAUGUUGAAUGUACUAUGUAUGUUCAGGUAUUCAGGCAUCAUGUCCAAUUUACUACAGGAGAAAGAAAAAAUGCCCCCCCCCUUUUGCUUGUAAAGCAUUUGCAGUUGUUACUGUAUUAUGCAGUAAAAUAACACUUUGGCUUGAGUUGAUACAAAUCUCCUUUUCUCCCUGCUCCAUUUCACCACGCCUUUACUUAAAAUCUUCAGUGUCUUGUCAAACCUAGCUCUGUAUCAGAUGCUAGACUAUUCCUAACAUUGGCAAACUGGAGUUGAACUAAAGGCUCCAAAAGGGAAAGUUUCUGGUCUUAAUAGUCUUUUAAGAGCAAGAUUUACUGAAACUUACUUGACUGGGUAAAUGGACAGCUGAGUUACAAACAGGAUGUUUCUCCUGUAUUCAGCAAAACAGGUGUGGACAAGUGCAAACUUUUAGACAGCUGCUCUGUGCAGUGAAAGCCUUUAGGAUUUCCUGCAGACAGAUUUCAUUGGAUGGAUAUUUAAUGCUGUGAAACAUGAUAGGAUUAAUGCUGUAUUGGUGGAUUUCUUGAAUAGAAUUUGUCUUAACAUUCCUUUUUGUGUGGAGGCUUUAUUUUCUCCCUUACAUUUGUAGCUAACCAGCUCAGGUUUUUGGUUGACUUUUGUUGUUGUUGUUGAACUGAGUUGAAUCUGAAGAAAUCUGCUCAAGACCAAGUGCUAGCCGAUGGAGCUGGAAAGAUCUCCUCUUCUGACAAAGCAUCUGCCUGGGUGAUGAGUUUUGAGGUAGCGUUUACGAUCAUCCAUGGCUUUAUCGAGAAGGAAUAAAAAUAUCAUGGCCUUAACACAAAGGGUGCUGUGUAGAUACAGAAUUCAUUUGGGAGACGACCUGAACACCAAUACUGAUGGACUAGCAGCCAAAUACCUGCCUAGGAUGCUGAUGGUUGUGAAGACAGCCCCAAGUGAUUGGAUCUUUGAAAGCUUCAGCGUGCCUUCUUAGUUUCUAGGAUCAGCGUUAGUUCUCACUUGGCCUUGCAGCUUAAAGGAGAAAUCUCUUCGUUUCUGUGACUACUCACACAUUUCAGUCAUUCCUUUCCCACAUAGAACCCUUCAAGAGGAAACAGAUUUGGAUGGAUUUGACAACCUCAGAGCCAUUGUGAAGAGAGUGAUUUCUGUGACUUGAAUAAACCCAAGGUGAUCCGUAGUGAGCCCCACUUACUGACAGUUUUACACGCACUUGUACCUCAUUAGCAUCACCUUCUUUGAGGAGUAGUUUUUAUGUCAUCCUUCUUUCCCAUCCCAGAGUUAUCCUAAGGGAGAAUUCCUCUAAGCAAUCUCAGACAACUGUAGACGCUUCUCCCACAAUGCUUUGGUGCUGUUACCUUGAGAUGGUUUAGGAAGUCAUGGAAGUUUUCUGCUGUGUGUGUCAUCAUCUGUUAAACUUUGAGGUUUUUUGUUUUUUCAUUUAAAGCAACAUUCCUCGAUGUGACAGUACAGGCAUUCCUUGCUUGGUUACUGGUGUGGUUCUUAACCUUUGUUUGUCUCCCUCAUAUAUGAAAAUCAACUUUUUAAAACUGUCCAGCACUAAUAGUUUGAAAAUUUCCAUCUCCUAUAUAAUAUGCUUUCCAUUUCUAUGUCCUUUUAGAAAAUGUUGGAAGUUAGGGAAUACCCCUUUUGUGGUUCAACUUUAUUUUCUUCUACAUUGGAAUAUAUUUCAGCCGUGAGAACUUGAGGAAGGAGGAGUUUGAAUGUGUAUUUUUUUUUCCUACUGAAUGUAUUUUAACUGCGGUGUCCUAAACUGAGAGAGAACAACAACAACAAAAUGCAUAUUCACAAACUUUGUGUUUGGGAGGGCUGUAUAUGCUGGGGUGUUUAUCAGUCUGGGUGUGGGGGAAGAGAACUGCACAGGAAGUUCUGAAGUUUAAAAUACUUCUGACCAGUUUUGGCUCGGGAGGGUGGGGCUGUUUGUCGAACUGAAAGUGAAAACCCUUUUCAAGCAAUAGCAGUGAGUGGGUCCCGUGGACAAGGUUCCAUUCCCAGAACCUGGAACUCUCUAAACCGAAGAAAAUGCUGAAGCGGCUAGAAGCAGCUUGAGCAGUUGCUUCUUGAUCCUGGCUUCAGACAGAGCAUUGGAGACUUUUCCCCUUAAGAACCUGCAUUUGCGCUUUGUGUGUUUUGUUUUUAUUUUUAUUUGGGGACCUCAUGGGAGAGGGCUUCUGCACUCCUUCCUUUGUGAACCCCACUGUGUUCCUGUAUCGUCCUUCUCCUACUAUGUUGUAAGUUACGUUUUCAUUAGGCCCCAUCACAUCUUCUUUACUGUAAAAUUAUUAAAAGGCUGUUUCCAAGUGGGGCAGCUAAUGAAGUUCUAAUUAUUGCAGACAUAUUUUUGAGAUGUAAAAAAAUUUAAAGUGAAAUGAUAAGUCUUGAAGGCGAGUGAGGAAUAAAACGGAUGUAAACAUUUACAUGGGAUGCAUUCGGAUUCUGCUGUGUGUAUUGUCUUUUGGUUGAAACAAAUUAUGAACAGUGACUAAUAAUAAAAAGUCAAUACUCAAUGAUUUAAA